Heterotrigona itama is the source of this 813-nucleotide messenger RNA. The record is from the annotation of a GenBank genome assembly. NCBI's taxonomy places the organism in Eukaryota, Metazoa, Arthropoda, Insecta, Hymenoptera, Apidae.
AUGGCAAGGAAGGAAGUGGAAGAAAUGAAAAAGAAACUGGAACAGUUCCGGGUAUUCGUGCGAAAGAACACAACAAUCAUGCGAGCGGAGAUCGAGGAAAUCGAAAUUCGUAUCAGCGAGGUGCACGAGUCGAGGGAAGAGUUCGAGUCGGAAGUGGUUACAGAAGGCGUGGACCCAAUCACAGGCAAGAUUCUUGCUGAACGAGUGAUGAGAUUCAUUGAAGAAUGGCUGAGAUCGGCGAAUACGAUACUACAGCGACUGAGAUUGAAGAGCGCCACGACGAGGAUGCACAUCAGAAAGGCUAGACAGCAGCUUGCUCAAAGGAAGGAACUAGGCGAGUUACUUCGUGCCGUUGACUUCGAGAAAUUGAAAAUCGAGAAUCAGGAUUACGCAAAGUUGCUCGAGGAGAAGAAUCUGUAUGUGAUCGAUAUGAAAAGGAUCGCAGGGUACUAUCAUCUGAAACUAACGCAACACAAGCAGAAACUGGAGGAUCUGUUACGUAAAUUGAACGAGGUGAAGAAGGAAAUUGUAUCGAAGCAGGAUCAGAUUGAGGAGUUAAAAGUCGAGCACAAAAUCAUCGAGGUUAAAGUGAAACGGUUGAACUUGCAGUUAAAUAAUUUAUUGACUUUCAUGGAGAGCCAUACUGCACCAGAUAUUUUAGAAUUUGUCGCGACACAAGAAGAAUACGCGGCAUUAGACAGAACUUAUAAAUUAUUGCAGAGACGUAGAAAUACUCAAAGAAUAAUAUAUGAAGAAUAUAAAAAGCAGACUCAAGUCAAAAAGAAAUCUCGUAUAAACGAUGAAGUUUAUAAU